CUCCGUCAUUUUUCAGUCUUUUCAGCUGUGUUGUGUGCGUGAAAUCAGUGCGAUAGUGGUGUUAUUAAUGUGCCUCGAGGAGCCUAGUGUCGAAUUGUCAACAUUUCGGCGGCAGAAGCCCGGUUUCGGCAUCGGAAACACAAACAUGAAAUUCGACCCGGAUUUUUAGCGAAAACCGCAAUGGACAGCAGCAGCCAGCACCUCCUGUGGCGUCUUGCCUGACCUUGGCACCAAGAUCAAGGAGCAACGUGCUGAGCCGCACUAACAAAACAGCACGUCCUGCUGGCCGGGCCGGGCCGAGAUACGAUUAUUGUGCUUAAGCUGGCCGGCAGCUGGUCCUGCCACUCGGUCAUGGUCAACGAAUCGCCGAACUGGACACUGGACCGAAUUGGGAUGGAAAAUUACAUUAGAAACGUAACUCCAACAUGUAUGCCUGCCAAGGUUCUUCUCAAGGCUCAGGAUCUACAGCAUCUUCAAAAAGAUCCACUGUUCAGCAUGUCCCACUCAAAGUGGUCGUGAGGGUGCGUCCAUUGCUGGGAAAUGAGGCCCGUGCUUGGAACACAAUCAGGGUGCUCAGUGACCAGACCCUUAUGCUUGGCCCAAAGGUUGAAAAUGCCGCCGCAGAUGCCUGGGGGCAUGACUUUGCUGGAGACAGGGCUAGGGGCAACAAAGACCUCAUUUUCGGCUUUGACCGCGUCUUUGGACCAGACUGCAACAACAGAGAUAUAUACGGCGCUUCGAUCCAGGAGACCAUUUCCAAGCUAAUCGACGGCUUUAAUUGCUCCAUUUUUGCAUAUGGGCCAACAGGAUCAGGCAAAACUCACACCAUGCUAGGCAAUCCAGAUGAAAAAGGAUUAAUCUUCCUGCUCUUGAACGACAUAUACACCAGGAUAGAAAAUGAAAAGAAUAUCUCAUUUGUGAUCAACGUUUCUUACCUUGAAGUGUACAAUGAAAAUGUCAGAGAUCUUCUCAGCCCCAGUUCAAACUGCCUGAAAUUACAAGAGGAUGGAUCAGAGAUUUUCGUCCAAGGUCUGCGCUGGUUUUGUCCCUCAAGUCUGGAACAAGUCAUGCUGAUGCUUCAAAAUGGCAAUUCCCAAAGGACCCAACACCCAACUGAUGCAAAUGCGGAAUCUUCGCGAUCGCACGCUGUCUUCCAGGUGAGAAUGAAGCUGACUAGGAAGGAUGAGAACGGCACUUUGGUGUCAAAAAAUGUGGUCAGGCUCAACAUGAUCGAUCUGGCUGGAUCUGAACGGGCAGCUGCCAACAAUAACAACGCCCAGAGACUCCACGAAGGCGCCAACAUCAACAAGUCGCUCCUCGCCCUCGGCAACUGCAUCCAGGCCCUCGCAAAUGGCCGUAGUCACGUGCCGUAUCGUGAUUCGAAGCUGACAAGACUGCUGAAGGGGGCUCUAGGCGGAAAUUCGUACACCGUGAUGAUAGGCAAUGUUUCGCCAUCAAAUAGAGCGUACGAGGAAACAUGCAAUACACUGAGGUACGCAUCCAGGGCCAAGGACAUCAAGAACUGCAUCCGCAAAGUCGUGGAAAAACCUGAAUGUGUAGUAGCUGGAUUGAACUUGGCUCUGGAUCAAGCGCACAGAAAGAUUGCCACCUUGACUGCUGAAAAAGAAGAGCUGCUCAACAAGAUUUUGGCUGCAGAGACAACUCAAAAAGAUGAUCCACUAGAGAAAAUGGAAACCUUGUUGACUAUCAUGAAGGGCAUUCUGUCUGCCAGACAAGCUGAAGCAAUCGCCACAGACUUAGCUGCCACUCUCGAGUGCCACUUGGAAGAAAUGUCCGCCAGAUAUGACGAGAAGAUAGAGAAAAUACAACGAUUGAAAAGUUUUGCUCUCUGUGGUGACAUUUCUGUUGAAAAGAUUCAAGAGCAGCGAGCCGUGAAAUGCGCCUCCAUGAAAGCUCAGCUGAGAGCUGCAAAGCUUGAGUUGAAGAAGGCAAAUGAUGCUGCACUUGCUGCCGAGUUGGACUUAGAGCAAUGGCUGGUGGAGAAUGAGGAGCCAUGGGCUGACCUCAUUGGAGUUUUCAAGCAGCUUCAGGAGUACAAAUCAUUGAGUAAUUUUGUGGUGUGUCGAGUGCAGAAGAACCACUGCAAGAAUUCCCUGGAAAAGAAGGUGACGGAAAAGAACGAACUUCACCAGAUGGUUUGCCUGAUUGCAGAGCAAUACUCAAAAAUUUUCAACCAGAGAAGAUGCAAUGUGACCGAAGAAAUGAUGAGCAACUACCGCAAAAUCCAGGACUUGAUUAAAAACAACCAUCAAGAUGCAAGUGAAGGCCUACCACUGCAAAGCCCCACAGAGCAGCACCAACCACAGCCUUUCAAUUUCAGAGACACGCCAAGCUAUAGAGUUCACCCCCACAAUCAACGUGCUGCCACAUACCGCCCACACAUGCCAGCACCUUUCACCCUCAAGGACACACCACCUCGCUCAAAGACAACUUACAGCAACUGCACUCCUCCUGCAGCUGGCUCUGAAUGAAGAACUGCUAGAUGAAUGGGGCCCUGCUGAGGUUUUAUCCUUUUACAUGAGAUAAUUUUUAAUAUUUGAAAUGAAAUUACACUAAAUUACACACUUUAAAUGAUCAUUAUGAAUUUGUUUUACGUAUAACCACAAUAAAAA
This is a messenger RNA of Cloeon dipterum, 2633 nucleotides long. Its product is annotated as kinesin-like protein KIF18B. The record is from RefSeq and is a predicted model, not a curated record. NCBI's taxonomy places the organism in Eukaryota, Metazoa, Arthropoda, Insecta, Ephemeroptera, Baetidae. The transcript is spliced from 10 exons. Gene Ontology annotation, biological process: microtubule-based movement. Gene Ontology annotation, molecular function: ATP binding; microtubule motor activity; microtubule binding. The coding region runs from base 426 to 2492 and encodes 688 amino acids.